Ipomoea triloba (trilobed morning glory) is the source of this 1851-nucleotide messenger RNA. RefSeq lists its product as uncharacterized. The transcript is spliced from 7 exons. Gene Ontology annotation, molecular function: nucleic acid binding; zinc ion binding. The record is from RefSeq and is a predicted model, not a curated record. The coding region runs from base 1 to 1851 and encodes 616 amino acids. NCBI's taxonomy places the organism in Eukaryota, Viridiplantae, Streptophyta, Magnoliopsida, Solanales, Convolvulaceae.
AUGGAUCGCAUGGCCCUGGCAAUGGAACAAAUGGCUGAGUUCAUGAUGGCUCAGCAAGCCCAGAACCAAAAUCAAGGGCAACCGCAAGUUGACUUUGCUAAAGCUGUAGCAAGUAGACAACCACCGUAUUAUGCGGGAGAAAAAGAUCCAUGGGCAACAGUUGGACCCGAUCUUCUGCAAGACCCCGAUAUUAGCUGGGAAGAAUUCAAAGAAGAAUUAAGAGGACAAUUCUACACGGAGCGAAUCAAAGGAAUCAAGUGCAAGGAAUUCCUACGAUUGAAGCAAAAAGGAGCGACCGUCCAAGACUACUAUGACCAGUACGUGGAGCUGAUGAGGUUUGCUCAAGACAUUGUGCCUGAUGAGGCAAGUAAGGCAAGGAGAUUCGUUCGUGGACUGGGCUGGGACGUGAGAAGGGCAAUUGCACCAUUCAUGUGCUCUACUCUUAAAGAAGCGUACGAUAGGGCAUCGGAUCAUUAUCAAGUGUAUUUAGACCAACAAGAAGUCUACAGCAGAAAUAAAAGGAAAGCUGAUGAUAAGCAGGGGAAAUUCAGGUCGGAAAAUAAGAAAUCUAACCAGGGUGAAUCUAACCCAAAGCAAGGAGAGAAAAGGGGAGGAACAAAUCAGGAGAAACGUUCUGUUUGCCGGAGAUGUGGAAGGGACCAUCCCGGGGAAAAUUGUCAAGGCAUAAAGAUUAAGUGCUUCAAGUGUGGUCUCACAGGACAUAAGUACUAUGAGUGUCGAACCAGGGUAGAAAAUUUCCGAGACCACUCGCAGAAUACAAGUCAAGGAGGAGGAUUUAAUGAGAGCACCGGCCAGAAACCCACAGAAGCAGGAAAUAAGGGAGCUAGCUUUCAACAAGGAAAUCAUGGGAGACUAGUAAAUGCCGCUCCAGGUCCUAACCAGAAAGGAAAGUCACCUAUGGGAGAAAGCAGUAGGGAGAACCGAGGCAGAAUUUACAUCGUCAAUAGCACCCAAGCUCAGGCUAGCAACGUUGUGAUCGCGGGAUUCAACUAUCCCGGAAAUCUCAUUCGUUUUGAUCUAGAGGGCAUUGAUGUGGUACUCGGGAUGGAUUGGUUGGAUAGGUAUGAAGCUCAGAUAAAAUUGAGGAAGUACGUUCACAAGGGAUGUGAAGUAUACCUCUAUUUGGUGCAAGAUGAUGAGAUAGGAGAACCUGAGAUUAACCGAAUCCCAGUUGUGUGUGAAUUUCCCGAUGUGUUCCCAUAUGACCUCACAGAAAUGCCGCCGGAGAGGGAAGUGGAACAAGAGGUGAAAUUAUAUUACCUAUCGGCCACCCCAAUUCUAUUUGAAGAGAUCAAACAAGCACAAGGAGAGGACGAUUGGGUAAAGAGCAUCAAGGAGAAAAUGGUUGAUGGAAAACACGGUCCGUUUGAGUUACACCCAAAUGGGAGUGAAUGGCUCCUUAUGAAGCAUUGUAUGGACGGAAAUGUCAAAGUCCUCUAUGUUGGAGUGACAAAAGUGAUAUUGUCAUUCUUGGACCUUAGUACUUACAAGAGACUACUGAGGCAAUCAAGGAUAGGAAAUUUAGCCUAUCGAUUAGCCCUACCGAUCGAGCUCGACAGGGUACAUAAUGUAUUUCACGUUUCUCAGCUGAAACGAUAUGUACCUGAUGCAUCCCAUGUAUUGGAGCCUGAGGAAUUAGAAAUGGAUGAUUCGUUGGCAUAUGAAGAGAGACCAAUUCGAGUCUUGGACUCUAAAACCCAAGACACAAGGAGAAAAUCAGUCAGAAUGAUUAAAGUUCAAUGGUCGAACCACAGCCCGGAGGAAGCUACGUGGGAGUUGGAGGACGUUAUGAUGGAACGUUAUCCUGAACUGUUUAACUCAGGUGCGUAA